Molecule: messenger RNA, 12487 nt
Organism: Mycena citricolor
Lineage: Eukaryota; Fungi; Basidiomycota; Agaricomycetes; Agaricales; Mycenaceae
Source: the annotation of a GenBank genome assembly
CUCACACCUGUUUCCCCAGUCCAGAUCCGGAGGAGCAUCAUAAAGCUUCAAAUCCAUUCACACGAGCAAGCACGAGCACCGGAAGCUAAUCACGACCUACAGUAUUAGCUACGGCACGGAUGCAUUUCUAUGCUGUUCUCUGUCGAAGAUCUAAAUGGAACGUGGAAGGAAGUUACGGCGGUGGAAUGCGCCAUCUCUCGAAAUUGCAGGUGUCUUUGAAUGCGAGGGGGGCGGGAACUUUCCUGAGAUUUCUCAGUGAAAGACUCAAAAUUAGUCUCAUGCAAUAAUGGUCGGCAAGUUACAUCUCAAUGCAAUUGUGGAAUGGUAGACCAGCCUUCCGUUGUGAAAAUCUCUGCCCGCCGCCCCUUCCUGGCUUCCAGUACCGCGUGCAGACGGCGAUCGAUGGCGGCAAAACUGAGGAUUGGCCGGAAGCGGAGAGCUGGAGGUUGAGACUCGAGAACGGCGGGAUUGCCGAUUCCGAGUUUAAUUCGGAAGGAGAAGGAAGCAGCGCGAGGCACUUACGUUUGCACCACUCAGCCUGAGGCCCAUUGGCUCUCUCUCGGGUCUAUCCCAGUUCUUCUAAAGUUCGUUUUCCCUCGUGCUCGGGCACCUGUUUCGCGCAUCGAAGUGCAGCAGGACGAACCUAGCCGCAUGCGUCCUUCUGUUUUCGAAAGUUGCAUCAUCCCACGCAGGCACCCACUUCGAGGUCUUACGCAUCAUAACCAAUCAGCCGCUGCCUUCGAAGCUACGAUUCUCGCUCUUAAAAACUUCUCCGACCCGAGUUACUGUCUGUGGCUCCCUGCGUCCUUCCUUCGUCUUCGACCCGGCCUGUGGCUCUCUCUCCCUCGCGCCAUCUUCAUCCUCCCACCACCAUGACUAUCGACAACACCAUGGGCUCAGCCCUCGUCGGCGUCAUCGGGGCCGCUGUGUGAGUCGGUCGAGGCAAACAAACCUUUGGCGCUCUCUCAUUCGACUUGUCGCGGUGCGUUCAGGUUAUAUGGAGUGUCUUGCGUUCAGACGUGGUAUUACUACAAUCGAUACGGGUCCAAAGACGUGUUGUAUCUCAGAGUUCUUGUUGGAGUGGUCUUCGCGUUCGACUCUGUCCAUCAAGCGCUCAUUUCUCAUACUGUGUAUUACUAUAUUGUAUCGAAUUUCAACAACCCAGAGGAGCUAGGAAAUCUCGUUUGGUGUGUUCUACCUCGAAGUUUUGUUCAAUGGCCUCAUUGGCCUCAUCGUCCAAGGGUUUCUGACCAUGAGGGUCUGGCGAUUAAGCAAUGGCAAUCUGUGGCUCACCAUUCUUGCGGCGUCGCUGGUGCUCGCCGAGUUCAUCUGCUCUGUGGCAUUCACCGUCCAGUCCAUGCAAUUGCACACUUGGGCACAACUAAGUCAACUCAAGGGACUAUCGAUGUCCGUUAACGUCUUGGGAGCUGUCUCCGAUUUUACAAUCGCUGUCAUCCUCGUUCACUAUCUGCGGCGCUCUCGGACGGGUUUCAGAAAAUCGGAUACGAUGAUCUCCAAGCUGAUCACUUUUGCUGUCAGCACUGGGCUGCUGACCAGUGUCUGUGCCUUAGCCUCGCUGAUCUCGAUCUUGGCGUGGGGCAACACUUUGAUUUAUGUUGCUUUCUACUUCAGCCUUGGACGGCUCUAUUUCAACACGGUGCUAUCUACGCUCAAUCUCAGACAAGACAUUCGAGCGGCCGCCGACGAUCCUGAAGACAACACGUACUCCCUCGAACUGUCCAAGCGUCAGAUCUCGAGCGCCGUCAAGCCGCCAACGAUUUCCAUCAAAAUCGACACGUCACACGAAGUGGAAGCUGAGCAUCGGUCGGAACAGUCAUGCAGCACCGCUGAAAAAUCGCAGGAGCUCGAGGAGGAGCUAGGGAUGUAAUGGAAAACCGGGUUGAUAUCUGCUGUAUAUAUCGUGGAAGAACUGGGGACGAACAUUGACUGUCUGUACUUACUGCUGUAUUUUUGUAUCCCAAAAGCAGACGAGCCGCGUCACGCGCCUCGUGUCGAACUUUACCUCACAGAGGCUCCUCAGUCUGCAGCGUGCCGGGGAAUGGCACCGAAUCCGACAUUGCCCUGUCCAAGUCGACACCUUCUGAACCCAGGCAAGACAUGCCCACCAGAUCAGAACUUUCUCUUGACCUCCACGUUUUUUCACCAAAUCGCGCACUCUCUCUCACGGAAUCUAGGCCAGGGACUCACUGGCCACCAGAGCGGACAUUAGCUGACGCUGGCGGGGCAUUACGUCUGCCAUGUGUAUCGGAGCAGCUCUCUUUCUCACCCGCAUGCGCUCAGAAACGAAUCUCGUAAUGCAAACCUAUUGCUGGAUCGGGAUUCCCUGUCGACAGCGCGGCGAUUGCCUCGGCCUUCUUCGCAACUUCAAACGCUUUUGCGAAGAACCACGAUUGGCUGGCCCUAGCCCAACCAACAAACAUGGGUUGCCAUAAAGUGCGUUUACCCUCCGAAUCUCGACCGUGCGACCCUCCCCUCCCGUUCAAAAUUCCUCGCCAUGCCCGGCUCCCUUCUCCUCGCGCUGGAUGGCUGUGCCUGCCUAUGCCUGGUGCUCCUCUUGCGACGUGCUUGGUUGGCGCGUCGAUCUCCAGCGCCUGCCCUUCCGCCUGGGUAAUUUCGCUGUCCUCUUCCAUGUACCUGUCCGCUGAAUUAUGGUGUCCAGCCCUAAAGGCUUGCCCCUCAUCGGGAACGUGCUCGAUAUGCCUUCGGAGCAGGAAUGGCUUACUUUCUCCAAGUGGUCCGACACCUGGGGUGAUAUUUGCAGUGUUAGUGUCUUCGGAAAAACGCUGGUUAUCGUCGGCUCGGCUCAGGUCGCUAUGGAUCUAUUGGACAAGAGGAGCGCAUACUAUUCUGAUCGCCCCGUUUGCACUAUGGGUGGCGAACUCGUCGGUUGGAGAAACACUCUAGUAUUGCUGCCAUAUGGCGACCGCUUCCGACGGUUCCGACGCCUCUUUCACAGCAUAAUCGGCAGCCGGGCCUCCAUGCACCAGUUUUUUCCAGUAGAGGAGUUCGAGACUCGGAAAUUCCUUCGUCGCGUGCUCGCUAAACCGGACGAGCUAUCACAGCACAUCCGCAAAACCGCCGGAUCGAUCAUUCUGCGCAUCUCACACGGAUACGAGGUCAAGGAACACAACGACCCUUUCGUCCAUCUGGCCGAGCAAGCGACCGAGCAGUUCUCGCUCUCGACGGCCCCCGGUGGAUUCAUGGUCGAUCUUGUUCCAGCCUUGCGCCACGUCCCGAAAUGGUUUCCGUUCACAGGCUGGCGAAGCAAGGCCGAAGCUUGGGCGAUGACGCUGAUCCAGAUGGUCGAACAACCUUACAGUUUUGUCAAAUACCAGAUGGCCUCGGGUACGGCACCGGUGUCAUUUACGUCCACUUUUCUGGAGUCCAAGGUUCUGAGCGAGGACGACGAGUUCGAUAUCAAAUGGGCGUCCGCGUCUUUGUAUAGUGGCGGUGCCGACACGACAGUGUCUGCGAUCUAUGCCUUUUUUCUCGCUAUGGCACUCAAUCCGACUGUGGUCCUCAAGGCACAGCAGGAAAUUGACAAAGUUGUGGGUCAGGAUAGACUGCCGGCCUUUCGGGACCGAGAUGAUCUGCCUUAUGUAGAUGCUCUUGUCAAAGAGGUGCUCCGCUGGCAUUCAGUCGUUCCUACGGGCGUGCCCCACCGCGCCAUGCGUGAUGAUGUGUACAACGGGCAUUUCAUCCCUAAGGGUGCUCUCAUCAUCACGAACAUCCACCGACUCACACACGACCCGCGAGUUUACCCCGAUCCAACGGCCUUCAGGCCUGAACGCUUCAUUGCUACCAAGGAAAAGGCCGCAGAGCCCGAUCCGCGCAACUUUUCUUUUGGCUUUGGCCGUCGAAUCUGCCCGGGAAUGCAUCUCGCCGACGCUUCAUUAUUCAUCACAUGUGCGAUGUCUUUGGCAGUGUUCGACAUCGCGGCAUGCGUCGAGAAUGGCAAGGUUGUCUUGCCGGAACAUAAGAACACAACAGGAACUAUCAGUCAUCCGGUUCCCUUCCGCUGCUCAAUCAAGCCUCGCUCAGAGAAAGCGUUGGAACUCAUCCAAGCAGAAUAAACUCGGGAGCUUCCUUCCUUCUUGUUUAAAUGAGCGUCGGUUAUUUAUGAUAUCCAAGCAAUUGUAUGUAUUUUACUUUGCCAGUGAAUUAUGGAUCAAUUUGGCUGUUAUGAUUCUUAUGAACGUCUUGUGGCGCAGAAGCGGGAUUCAAAGUCGACGAGUCAGAAGAGCGGUGGUCAUCGGCGGCAAGGGGGAGUGAUGGUUGGGAUGGAGCAUCGUGUUUUUCUGGGCUGCCUUGCGAUGGAUCGGCGUUGCGGAGGAUGCGUUCAAGAGAACUGCGGACUCCCAUUUUGAACUGAUCAUCCGCAAGCAAGGGAACUUCUCCAGCGAAGCGGUCGAUGAUGGGGAAACUUCAUAAGGGAGCAGUCAGCCCUGGCUCGAGAUCAGGAACGGUGCUCACCGAUUCACCUCCUGCACAAGUUCCUUCAAGUAAUCGUGACCACUCGAAAUGGACGUGUCCAAUCACAGGAAGUACCUUGACGAUCAUGUUCUGCGAUGUGUUCGCGAGCUGUCCGGAGUCGAGUCGUUGACGAGCGAUCUCUUCAACACGAGUCUUGAACGCAUCAUAUCCAGUCUUCAACAGAGACUAAGCCAAGUGUGCCGCCUCAAAAGUCAAGGGAACAAACAGAGCGUUGAGCACUAGCGAUGAGUUCGCGCCGCCACUUGUCAAACUCGCCAGACUUUUUUAUUCUGUGCGACGUGAUGGUGAGACCGGGUAUAAGCAAGCCUAUGUAGGCUUGGGAGCGACCGACUCUUCCACGAGCUCUGCGGGGUCUGUGAUGGCCAUGGGUAAAGAGAGACCUCGAUAGCCGAGGCCGGCAACGAUCGUCCGUUGACGCGAAUCUGAUCGAUGGCAUGCUAAAUUUCUGGAUCGGCUCGACGCGUCGCUCAUCCUUCCUCCCUCACCUUUGAGCGAUUUGGGUAUCUUAUUCCAUCGCCUCCCUACUGCGUGUGCCUCAGCUCACCUUGCUACAUCCAUCACGACUAAGAUGGCACCCCAAUUUCCACCUUUGAAGAACGAUCUGCUGUUACGUGCGGCCCGAGAGUUCCGCGAGUUGCGCAAGGAUCAUGCCUUCUUCGACAUCUGCAGAACGCCCGCCCUCGCAACUGAGAUUACUCUUCAGCCGAUCCGCCGAUUCACCGGUCUCAUUGACGCCGCGAUCAUCUUUUCGGACAUCUUGGUCAUUCCGCAGGCCAUGGGUAUGGAGGUCCUCAUGAACCCAGGCCCCGAGUUUCCGGAUCCUUUGAACACACCCGCGGACGUGAGCAAACUCCGAACGGUUGUGGACGUCGACAAGGAGCUCGGGUACGUCUUUGAGGCGCUAACUCAAACGCGCAUCGCACUCGCGGGGGAAGUGCCGCUGAUCGGCUUCUGUGGCGCCCCCUGGACGCUGUUCAUGUACAUGAUUGAGGGUGGCGGCAGCAAGACGCACCAGAAGAGCAAGACGUGGUUGUACAAGUACCCGGAAGAAUCUAAGGCAUUGCUUAUGCGCAUCGCGGAUAUAUGCGUAGACUAUCUCGUCGGUCAGGUUAAAGCCGGGGCACAGAUUCUGCAAGUAUUCGAUUCCGUCGCAGGGGAACUGUCCCCUGACGAUUUCGACGAGUUCUCUUUCCCAUCCUUGGUACACAUCUCUACACAUGUUCGCAAGCGGCUAGCUCAAGAGAACAUACCCGCUGUUCCAAUGACGCUCUUUGCCAAGGGCUCCAACUACGCUCUCGCUUCGUUGGCUGAGAACUCGGGCUACGACACGCUGGGGUUGGACUGGGCGAUCGAUCCUGCUGAGGCUCGGAGACUUGUGAAGGGCAAGGUUGCGCUCCAAGGGAACAUGGAUCCGAGCUUGCUUUAUGGCGGUCGCGUCGCAAUUGAAAAGGCUGUCAAGCGGAUGUGUGCGAGGUUUGCGGUCGAGGGAAACACCCAGGCCUGGAUCGCAAACCUCGGUCAUGGAAUCACUCCCGCCGUUGAUCCUGAGGACGCCUCUCAAAUCCGUGAAGCACAGGAAAGGCUUAGCAUUAGCAAGCCAGCUGUCAUGUUUCCCGCGACGCGUGCGCCGCCCCUCGCAGUACCGGAAAUCUCAGUCCGUCAUCGUGCAGAACAAGGCGCCCAUUAUCUUCAGACUUUUCUCCCUGAUCUUGAAAUACCGGCUGAACUGAUCCGCGACGAACUCACAAACGAUGCCAACUUCCAACGCGAUUCUCAAGCAUUCGAUGCCUUUGCGGGGAACAGACUGGAGGUUGUUGGGGUCGAAAGGCCUGAAGUUGUCUCAGCACGCAAUUUGCACCUUGCGUUUCCCAUGGGUGAACUUAGCUGUGAUCUCAACAUCUCCCCCUGGACAACCGAUGAAUCUCAGAUCUUUAGACCUGCUGCUCAUGUUCGUACGUUCGGGGCGACCUCUCUGCUCAAAUUACGUGGGCUCGGCGAUACUAGCAAGCUACGAGUGCAAGAAUUUGCAUCCAUAUCCUCCGCCCAGAUUGGUGGCAAGCCCGCAGUCGAUGUCAAGCAUCUACCUGAAUCGAACCUGCUCCUCGUGAACCGCUGCGGACAAGUUUAUCACUGCAAUUGGGAUGCAAAUACUACAAUCGUCGACCAUAUCUUGAAUGAUGCAAAUCCAAGCGAUCCAUUCUGGAGGCUCGAACUAACCGAUCGAUCGGAUGCAUGUUGGCUCCUGUGCAAGGAGAACCUUAGAGAACUUGACUUGAGGUCUCGACAAUCUGUUUUGGACAUCGCUUUCGGGGAAACAUACACUUCUGUCGAAGACUGUACACAGGACCACCUGUUGCGUCUGUGCUCAACUUCACAUCUCACCUGGUUCGAUCGUCGCAAGGCUUCACAGCCUGUCCUCGCCUAUAAGCAUCAUCGCUCGUAUGAUCGGACGUUAGAAGCUAAAACCAUCACAAUCGGAAACAAACAUUAUACCACCCUAUCUUCGAAGGACAACGGUUUGGUCACGAUCUACGAUGUUUCCAACGCCGGUCUUAUUAGUGCGAAUGACUCGCCGUUUUGUCUAUCAGCUACUGUUCCCGGCAAGCAAAUCGGGCAGAUCUUCCUGAAGAGCGAUUCUGAUGUCAAAUUUCUGCGAUUGUCUGAUUUGGGUGCUAUCCACGGCUGGCAAAUCACGGACAAGCAUCCCGUCGAACUCAAGGUGGAUUGGUCUGAAGAUGUCCGUCGAUUGCACUCCGAGUCAGCUGCACUUCGGGACGAACCCACUCGACUAGGCGCUCAUCAGCCCACUCUCAUCGAUUUAUCUCCAGCUUACGAGAAGAUAUUUUAUCCCAAGGAUGAAGACGAACUAGAAGAAUCGGCAGAGGCUCUGUAUGACAUGAUUGAAAAAGCGCCGACCUUGUCUCAGGAAGAGACAAACGAACGGGACAAUGGAAUCCGAACCACGUUCGAUCUGCUAUUUCAAUCCGGAGAGAAGCCUGCUCAGGUCGCUCGGUCUGACUUUCUCACCGAGACAGUCAUUGAUUCAGAACGGGCUUAUCACGCGUUGCUUCAGGGCCGGCUUUCAUCCAGUACUCUCCAGGGCAGCUCAAAAUGGACUCAUGAUCACUUGGAAACAUUGAGGGCAUUCGAUCACACUUAUGUAGCCGACCCUCGCUCCUUCGUCGACAACUUGCGGCAAUCCGACCCUAUUUCCGACUCGGACCGAGCGGCCAGCUCUUUGAGGCGUGAGACAAGGGCAAGAGAACAGCUAGCCCUCGAUCUCUCCCUGGCCCGGAAUAUCUAUUCGUCACGGCCGUUCCACACCGCUGAAGAGGCCGAUCAAGAACUGGAAACUAUGACAGCAGUCAUGUCUCUCGCCGACGAGCCGGCCCAAUUCAAAUUCGCCUUCCUUCGUCCGGUGGUGCAUCCAGAGGCAGUAGUGACAGGAAAGUUCGGCGAGGAGAUUGUUCCUUCCUCAGUCCGGUCACUGCUCAAGGACUGGGAUGUGGGUACAGACCCUAAAAAGCACUUGUUCAAAGACUUCGAUGAAGAACUCAGCGUCGCAGGCAACGCUCCUCUGUCCCAUAACCCUACAAAGGGCCGUUUUCGACCUACACAGGAUGUCAAGUCGCAUCCUCCUUUGAUUGGGUUGAGCCAGCCAGUGGCUAAUCGACACAAAUUCCUCUCUCAGGAUCGGCCGAUGCUGCAAGAUCUGGCAGUGCAACGGCGACCUCCACUGGUUUCCGGCAGUCAGCCCAUGGAAAUCGACAAGGACCGGUCCCAGUCUCAGGAGAUGAUGGCCAGCACACAGAUCUUGCCCGGGGCAUUUGGCGGGCGGCCAGCCAUCAAAAAGAAGGAUGACCCCAAGAAGCCGGUGCACUUGACUGCUGUUAUGGGCUACAAGGCUGGUAUGACACACGUUGUUCGUGACCUUGACCGUCCUGGAUCGAAGAUGCACAAGAAGGAGAUCGUUGAGGCCGUCUCUAUCAUCGAGACUCCCCCCAUGAUUGUCGUUGGUGUUGUUGGUUACGUUGAGACUCCCCGUGGCCUGCGCACUCUCACCACCGUCUGGGCCUCCCACCUUUCCGAUGAAAUCAAGAGGAGAUUCUACAAGAACUGGUACCGCUCGAAGAAGAAGGCGUUCACCCGGUACGCCAAGAAGCAUGCUGAGGACAGCGGCAAGUCCACUGCCCGGGAGAUCGAGCGUAUCCGCAAGUACUGCACGGUCGUCCGUGUCCUCGCACACACCCAGAUCCGCAAGACCGGUCUCUCGCAGAAGAAGGCCCAUCUUAUGGAGAUCCAGGUCAACGGAGGCUCCAUCGCCGACAAGGUCGAGUUUGCGCAGGGCCUGUUCGAGAAGCCUUUCGAGGUUUCGUCGGUGUUCGAGCAGGACGAGUGUGUCGAUGUUAUUGCUGUUACGAAGGGUCACGGAUUUGAGGGUGUUACACACCGUUGGGGAACGAAGAAGCUGCCGAGGAAGACACACAAGGGUCUCCGUAAGGUCGCUUGUAUCGGUGCAUGGCAUCCUUCCAAAGUCAUGUUCUCGGUUGCUCGUGCCGGUCAAAACGGUUACCACCACCGAACAGAGAUCAACAAGAAGAUCUACCGUGUUGGCUCUGGUGUCGAUGACGGCAAUGCGUCGACAGAGUCUGAUGUGACCAAGAAGUCUAUCACACCUAUGGGUGGUUUCCCCCACUACGGUAUCGUCAAGAACGACUUCCUGAUGCUCAAGGGCUCUAUCCCCGGUACCAAGAAGCGUGUCAUCACCAUCCGUAAAUCGCUCAUGGUCCACACCUCUCGCCGUGACCUCGAGAAGGUCCAGCUAAAAUUCAUCGACACUUCUUCCAAGUUCGGCCACGGUUCGUUCCAGACAUUCGAGGAGAAGGCGGCCUUCCUUGGUGUUCUCAAGGUCAAGUCGCAGUAGAUGUUUGUACCUAUGCAUACGCCAUGUCCACACUAUCUUUCUGCUACUCCAUAUGUGCUAUGCAUCAUCAGUUCCCUGGGAAUUGCCUGAAAGUUCAAGUCGAGAUGGAUUUUGAAGGACCCGCGAAGGCACGUGAUGCAUCACGCUUGGGUAACAGUCACACACAUACGCUUCCUGGAAAAAGUUGCUGGCGCGUCCCACGACGUGAAUAGAAUCUCAGGAGGCAACCAAGGCCACUGUGGGGGUGAAUUUCACGCUGGGAUUGAUGACUUUAGUUGAUGCGCAGAGCCUCUUCGCUGGGCACUGUCCUCCAUCCAGCGCGCUCUGUUCGGCAUACGCAUCCUCCUCCACCAUGUGCCGUACUGAUCCGGAAAUAUCGUUCAAUGCCGGCUCGUCCGAGCGACCAAGAGCGGAUGGGCACCGACGUAUUCCGUGGAGAAGACGCAGAACCCCCGGCACCGCCGACCUCAGUCUCACCAGCUGCCAGCAAACUUGGAAAAAGACCUGGUGGAUUCCACCUCCCCGACCCUGCCCCUCUUCCGCUUUCCCUUUCCUCCUCUCGCUUCCAACUUGUUACACAGCAAGCCGCCAAGUACCCGACCGGAAAAGCCUGGCAGCGUCUGCCGCUCCCUAUCAUUCACACGAAAAUCAUCAAAUUCCAGCAGACCAUCCGUCUGGGUGGGGGCUGCGACGAUCCUUUCGACGACCUCGAUCUGCCGUUGCUGUUCGACAUCGAGCGGUCCGUGCGUAUGCGUGUCGACAGAGUCGCGUGGAGGAGGGACCUUCUGCGCGUCUUGGGCAACACGCAAUCGUACCCGCAAGGCUGGAUGGCGUACAACGCCCUCAUGUCCAUUCCAUUUUCCAUCCCGCACCGACACUUGAACCGGCUCGUGCGCCUGAUGACGCAAGAAGGGACGAAGACGCGCAAACUUUUCGGCCGGAUGUUGUCGGUGUUUACCUCGAUCCACCGGAAUGGGUGGGCGAUCGAGGGAUACCAGUGGAACAUCCUGAUAGACACUGCUGGCAAGGGCUUCCGGAAAGCGAGACAGGAGGAUUUCAAGCGCGCGUUUGACGUCUUCACGGACAUGGUGUCGGCGAGAGCGCCCGGCGCCACCAUGUCCUCUAAAUACAGCGCGACUUGGGGCUAUGAUGAGGAUACAGGCGGCCACGAGCAGAAUGUCCUGCCCGACGUGUAUACUUACUCGACACUCAUCAAUCAUGCCGUGAACACUCGCCACGGCGACACAGUCCGACAAUCGACAUCCCUCCUGACCGCAUCGAGACUCCCCCCGAGCCGGGUCACCCAUCUCACACUGCUGAAACAUCAUACAAACGAGGGAAGCCUUGCGGGCGUGCGCGCGAGUCUGCUCAAAUUGCGAGAGCAGCAGCAAGAAUUAGGGAUUGACGGGCUGAAUGCCUGCAUGUGGGCAUUCUCGCGCCUUGGUUAUAUGGAGGUGGCGCUGAACAUAUACCGUGUCCUGCGGCACAACAUGGUUGCCGAGACCCUGGUGGGGAUCGACGAUAUCUUCAUCGUGCGGCGGUCCCUGCAGAAUGAGGGGAUCGAGAUCCCUGAGUCGAUGGUGCCCAACGAAGUGACGUACACAACUGUCGUGCAAGUCGCCGCCUACCACGGCGAUCUCAAGACUGCGCUCACUGCCUUUCAAGACAUGUUGUCCUCUCAGAAUUCGGAGAUCGGCGCUCGGAUCUACAGAGACGAGUUUGGUAAACUACAGCCUGUGGUUUACUCGCCCACGCUCCCCGUUUUCCGGGCCAUUUUCUUGGGAUUCUCGCGGCACGGAGUGGUCGAAUCUAUAGCAGAAGAGACACAGCCGUGGGACUUGAGCAGCCUGCAUUCCAUGUUUGAUGUAUUCUUGGCCCUGCCGGAACACGUGAAACCGAAUGUGUCUGUCCUGUACUGGGUUCUCACUGCGUUUGACAAGACGAGUAACCGAGAUCUUGCGCUCCUGCGUUCAGUCUGGACUCGUCUCGAGGACCGAUUCGGAGAGAACUGGGGCGGGAAGGGGCACCGAUUGCGCCGCAUUCGGGAGUCGCUGUUUACAGACGGCGUGUCGAAUCAUCACAACCUGGAAUAGUGCUAUAUACAUACAUACAAUCUACGCAUUCUGCUGAUUUCUCCAACCAAUGUAUUCGGCCCAUGUCACACUGUGCUUGCGUGACUGGUACCGUUGCAGCUUGAUGCUCCGACGCAGAUCCUCUGUGAUCGUGCCAUUCCAUCCCGCUUUCUCGAUCGCGCUAUCUACCGCCUCCCGCUUAUCCCAGCCCUGUUCCGGUGCGAUUUCCGGCAGGUACGUCGCACUGAACUUCUGGCGCGAUGUGAUUGGCGGCAGAUGCGUCGCCGAGGAGAGGGGCGAAGGUGUGACCGAGGUCGCAGUGAGCAGCGAUGGGUGCGGGAAGGAUAUCGAUAUCCCGUGUGUCCCGAGAGUCCAGUCUAGAUACGAGUCCGCGUCUUCGAAGUCGGUCAGAAGCGAGACCCUGUGGCUGUGAGAGGACGCGCGGCACCCCGGUAGGCGGGAGGGGCUUACGCGCAUUCGAGCGUCUCCAGCUCGCUGCGCUCUAUGCGGCGGAACCGGUGAUCUCGGAACGCGCUGACGAGCGCGAACUCGGCCAAACCGUCGUGCAGCGUCAGAGCCUGGAAACUGCCUAUGCAGCCGCGCAGUCGAGGGGGGCGAUUGGAGCGAAGGGUGUUCCAUGUGACGAAGAGAGGACUGUCAUCGAAUAUCUAGCACGAGAUCUAAUACAGUGAACGAGCAUAGACUGACUACUUGUCGUCAGCGAAGCUGGGCUUGAUCGGUGUUGCCGACGUAAGUGCGCAGUACAGCGCGUCAAAGGCGUGGAAGCAAUGUUCUGCGGUGCAUACAGAGUCACUGGACUCAUCUACCAACUCGGGGACCGGGGACAUGGGGGGCAGAGGGAGACCAAUAAGAGCCUAAUCGGGGAAAGUCACGGACAAACAAGGGCGUUAGAGCAUGAUUGGGCUCAAGUUUAAACGACACAAUCCGAGAUUCGGACGGCCGGAAAGAGCUUGUG